AUGCGUCUCUUUCAGACAAAUUUAGCAGUACGACGUCGCAAAGAGAAAAACAAUUCACUGAAAGACAAUACUGCGUAUAUAUUUAUGCCAGGUGCUGAAGAAAUCAAUCUUGCUCCAAUGAAUCCAUCGGUCAGUCCAAAUCAUUUGGUCCCAGUAACUCAUGCAGGAUGGAGUCGACGAGCAAAAGUACUCCUGGGUCUCGUCGGUGUAUUUGUCACGAUCACUAUACUACUUCAACAACAACUACCAGCACCACGUCUACCACAACUACUGCGACGACCACAACUGCAACUACAUCCACAUCCACCUCAAGUACCAGCAGUACGUCAACAACAUCGACGUCCAGCACAAGCACUACUAGUACUUCCACCACGUCGACAUCAUCAACUUCAUCAACAUCCACAUCCAGCACCAGCACCACCAGCACUUCAACGAGCUCCACCAGCUCAACAUCGUCGACGUCCACAUCCAGCACAAGCACUAGUACUACCUCGACAACUUCGACAACGUCAACUACUUCAACUUCUACGUCGACCACCAGCACUAGUACUACCUCGACAACUUCGACAACUUCGACUACUUCAACUUCUACGUCGACCACCAGCACUAGUACCACCUCAACAACGGCAACGACGUCGACCUCCAGCACCAGCACUAGUUCGACAUCAACUAGCACAAGUUCUACUUCAACCACGUCCACCUCUUCGACCAGUUCAACAACUUCAACCACAACUACGAGCACUACAUCAACUGCGACCACGUCGACCUCCAGCACCAGCACCAGUUCGACAUCAACUAGCACAAGUUCUACUUCAACCACGUCCACCUCUUCGACCAGUUCGACAACUUCAACCACAACUACGAGCACUACAUCAACUGCAACCACGUCAACAUCCAGUACAAGUACUAGCUCGACGUCCACCAGUUCAAGCUCUACCUCAACCACGUCCACUUCAUCAUCCAGCUCCUCCAGUUCUACGUCAAGUACCAGCUCGACAUCGACUUCAUCAACUUCAACUUCGUCGACAUCAACAUCCACCAGUUCGACUUCUACGUCGAGCACUAGCAGUAGCACUAGUUCGACAUCGACUUCAUCAACUUCAACUUCGUCGACGUCAACAUCCACCAGUUCGACUUCUACGUCAAGCACCAGCAGUAGCACUAGUUCGACAUCGACUUCAUCAACUUCAACUUCGUCAACAUCGACGUCCAGUACAAGUACCAGCUCGUCAUCAAGCACAUCAAGCUCUACCUCAACCACAUCCACUUCCACAUCCAGCUCGUCCACUUCCACAUCAACUACAAGUUCGACAUCAACUUCGUCAACAUCAACGUCCAGCACAAGUACCACAUCAACAUCGACCAGCUCGACUUCUACGUCGAGCACGAGCAGUAGCACCAGCUCCACGUCAACUAGUUCCACUUCGACAACGUCCACAUCCACAUCAUCAUCGUCCACUUCGUCAACGUCGACGUCAUCAACCUCAUCGUCAACAUCGAGCACAAGUACUACGACAACCACAACCAUUGUUUUGCCAACGCAAUUGGAUGUUUUACCGGACACGGCCCAGCCCUUGUGGAAUACAUUCAUGGGAGGAGUCAGUACGUUGGCAACGCAAGGUUCAUCUGCUGGUACUUAUCCUUCGACCAACCCAUUAUGGCAAUUCUACCAGCAAUGAUACUGUCGCUGGUGUCCAUACCGGCUUCUAUGUCACUGUAUCACAAUGUCAACCUGUACUCAUCGGAUUUCGGUUUGCCUGUGCUAACGACACUACACAGAGCGAUCCGCUGACUAUCACCAUUGAAGGAACUAGUUGUGAUACUCUUUCGUCUUGUGCUAACUGGACAUCACUAUAUAAUGGAUCAUCGGGUCUCGAUUUGCGAGCUGCAAGUGCAACGUACGGGGAAUAUCAACCGGUCUCCAACACGGCUAUUUACAGUAGCUACCGCUUUUUGAUAACAAGUAAGCGAGGUGCAAGUAAUCUUGUUAGUUACAGUGAAGUUCAACUAUUUGGAUAUACAAAUUACACAGGAACUGCAGCAAAUGGAUCAGCAAAUUCAUCGGUGCUGCUAACGCUCAAACCAGGAUCAUUAGAACCUCUGUGGGGAACAGAAAUAGGUGGAACGAGCUCGCUUGCUACAGAAGCUGCAUCGGGUAUUGGAACAUACGUAACGGGUCAGGGAGCUGAUAAAUUAUUCGAUAAAAACUUCAAUACCAGCUAUUCAAGCCGGGGUGGUUACAAUGAUACAGGAUCAGACAGCGAUGCUGGUUUGAACACAGGUUUCUUUUUUACUAUUACUCGCUGUCAGACGACGCUGAGCAAAUUUCGAUUUGCUCCCGGUGUGAUAGCUAGCGCCGAUCCGUCGUACGUUAUAGUAGAAGGAACUGAUUGUGUCAGUGCAUUGAAUUGCAGUAGUUGGACACCUCUCUAUUCUGGUACGGCAGGUGUAGCAAGCAUUUCAAAUCGUUCUUCGUUUGGUAAUUUUGUAUAUAUCUCGUCACCGAAGGCACUUCCUGGUUAUCGCUUUACCGUUGUUACCAAGAGAGCAAGCAGUCCUUACGUUUCAUAUAGUGAAGUUGAACUCUACGGUUAUUAA
Molecule: messenger RNA, 2598 nt
Organism: Adineta ricciae
Lineage: Eukaryota; Metazoa; Rotifera; Eurotatoria; Adinetida; Adinetidae
Source: the annotation of a GenBank genome assembly